Ceraceosorus guamensis is the source of this 246-nucleotide messenger RNA. RefSeq lists its product as hypothetical. The transcript has a single exon. The coding region runs from base 1 to 246 and encodes 81 amino acids. NCBI's taxonomy places the organism in Eukaryota, Fungi, Basidiomycota, Exobasidiomycetes, Ceraceosorales, Ceraceosoraceae. The record is from RefSeq and is a predicted model, not a curated record.
AUGUCCAACUUGGCAGUGGCUCGGGUGGAGCUUCUGAGUCGCAGGACGACAAAGGAAGGCAAGAUCAAGCAAAAGUUGGGAGUGGCCGGUGUGAGGGUGGACAAGUGCACGAUCUGCUUGAACCAAUUCAGGCCGCUUCAAGAAGCUUGCAUUUUCCCUUGUUUGCACAUCUUCCACGAGAGCUGCGCUUUGCAGCUGCUCAGAUCGGUCAAGAAUUGUCCUAGUUGUCGUCAGCCUAUCGCGUGA